Messenger RNA from Mangifera indica (mango), 590 nucleotides. Its product is annotated as transcription initiation factor TFIID subunit 7-like. Gene Ontology annotation, molecular function: RNA polymerase II general transcription initiation factor activity. NCBI's taxonomy places the organism in Eukaryota, Viridiplantae, Streptophyta, Magnoliopsida, Sapindales, Anacardiaceae. The record is from RefSeq and is a predicted model, not a curated record. Gene Ontology annotation, cellular component: transcription factor TFIID complex. Gene Ontology annotation, biological process: transcription initiation at RNA polymerase II promoter; RNA polymerase II preinitiation complex assembly.
AUGUCUAAGCCCAAUACAAAAGCCAGCACCAAAGUCAUACCCAAAAGAGAGAAUGGGAGGAGUGGAACUUUUGUUAUAGGCAAUGAUCAUUUCCCAGUAUCUCUAUUAGAUCUUCCUUCUGUUGUGGAAUCAUACAAAACCUAUGAUGACAGUGCUCUGGUUAAAGCUGCAGACAUUGGUCAGAUGAUUAUGGUUAGAGAACCAGGUGAUUCUGCCCCAGAUGUGGUGGAGCACAGACAUGGUAUCACCCCUCCUAUGAGGGAUGCUCGAAAACGUAGAUUCCGGAGGGAGCCAAACCUAAAUCCUGAGCUUGUACAGCGUGUUGAGAAAGAUUUGUUAAACAUCAUGAGCGGAACAAUCGAAAAUGCAGAUAUCCUUUAAUAUUAUAAAUGAAAUAUCAGAAUUGUCUUUUAGCCCAGAAAAAGAAAAAAACAAACUCAUUUUAUUCGAGUCAUUUUAGAUUUCUGAAAGUCAGUGUCACUAUGAACACUGUUGGCUUCUGUUGAUUCCAUGUAACUUUAAAUCUUAUUACAAUUCAAUAUGUUCAUUAUAUGGACAACAAAUGAAUUUAUAGCAGAUUCUGUUGGGUA